UCGGCGACGCGUAUCGGAUGACGAUCGAGAGGAAAACGUGUGUAUCGUAGAUUCGCAACGACCUUGGACGUCUCGGCUCAGCAGGCGUUCGUAGGAAAGUGACGUGUUGGCGCGAGCACACGCAUAGGUGUCACCUCCACCAUGGAGCAGUGCGACGAGAUCGUGAUCGGGAUCGCGUAUAGGUGAGAGGCCUCACUGUCGGCAGGGUGUCCCGUUAGGGGACCUAGAAGGCCCACGAGGGGCCACAGCCAAUCGUAUCAACCUGGUUCCGAGCACACCGGAACGUAUCCUCGCCCGAUGAGGAUCGCCUGCCAACCGGUCGGUCGAGCCGAUCGCUCAACCGGUAUCCAUCCGAUUCGCGGUCUUUCGUUCGCCUCGAAUAUCGGGCACAUCGAGCGCGCGGGAAAUCGUUUCGUAGCGAGAAUGUGAACGCCGAUAUUUCGCUGAAACACUGCCAGACCGUUUGUCGCGUUGAGGACACGCUCGAGGGGUGAUCGAGCCAUGGGCCGCACGGGAUACACGUGCAUCAGGCACGUUUUCUGCUCCCUCAACGUUCUCAUCUGGUUAUGCGCUUGCGGAAUUUUGGGUGCAGGCCUCUGGCUCCGAUUGGCUUACUCCGGAUACACGACCUUGGUGCCGCACUACAGUUUCGCGUCAGCUGACUCGUUGCUGCUCGCCGCCGGAUGCGUGACCUUCGUCAUCGCCUUCUUCGGAUGCUGCGGCGCGUGGUUUCAAUCGAGAUGCAUGCUAAUCACGUACUUCGGUUUGGUCAUACUCAUGUUCCUGGGCGAGUUCAUGCUGGGCACCCUGGCCUUCAUCUUCAGGGAACACCUGGCCAAGAGUUUGAAGGACGAGCUGCUGUUCGGCAUCGAGAAGCACUACAAUCUGACCAGGGAACCUGGAACACUUCCCGCUAUAUGGGACCACAUACACACGGAGUUCCACUGCUGCGGCGUGCGGGAUUACACGGAUUGGUUCCGAAUCGACGCUUGGCCGACGGAGGACCGCGUGCCCGAUUCGUGUUGCGUGCAGAGAGAACGGUAUUGCGGUCGCCUCGACUCCGAGGGGCGUAACAAGGAGCUCUGGUACAAGGAAGGCUGCGCGACAGCUAUUCAAAUGUGGCUGGUGACCAGGCUGCACGUGGUCGGGACCGUUGGCCUGGUGGUUGCCUUCCUCCAGUUGUUCGGCCAGGUGGCCAGCAUGAUCCUCUUCUGCACCGUCAGGCACAAGAGGUCGUCCCACACGUACAAGAGUUACGACACCACCAACACCUAGAAUUUCAGAUGGAUCUUAGACGAGACCAGUGUCUAAGAUCCAUCGAAGCUCUAAUCGAUUAUAUAUAUAUAUAUAUAUAUUUAUAUACUCACUCGAUUUUGCUCGAAAUUGAACGGCGUACCAGUAUCCCUCGUUUCUACGUUGCCUGUGUUCAACGUGUAUCUAAUCGGUUGCUCCGCCGGCAGGCAAACGGAUAAAUCGAAGGGGCAGAAGAGGAGAAGAAUACAAAAUGUCGAGAUUUCUCGUUCCC
Apis florea (little honeybee) is the source of this 1525-nucleotide messenger RNA. It is a transcript of the gene Tsp5D, whose product is annotated as Tetraspanin 5D. Gene Ontology annotation, cellular component: plasma membrane. Lineage: Eukaryota; Metazoa; Arthropoda; Insecta; Hymenoptera; Apidae. The record is from RefSeq and is a predicted model, not a curated record.